Molecule: messenger RNA, 1749 nt
Organism: Macrosiphum euphorbiae (potato aphid)
Lineage: Eukaryota; Metazoa; Arthropoda; Insecta; Hemiptera; Aphididae
Source: the annotation of a GenBank genome assembly
AUGGCCGUAUCGUCGUGGUCUAUCAUAGCGUACAUCUGUCUGACGUCGGUGGCGAUCUGUUACUCGACCGCGGCGUUGUCGUCACCGCCGCGACCGCCGCCACCACCGAGAGUGCGCGUCGAGUCCGGCGAACUUUCCGGUGGCGUGGAACACACGGCCAUCGCCGGCCGACCACUAUACGCUUUCCUGGGCAUACCUUACGCAAGUCCGCCCGUCUACAAGAACCGUUUCAAGGAACCACAACCAGUAAAACCAUGGGUGGGUGUAUGGAACGCGACCAUUGCCGGGAGUGAUUGCAUAGGUCUAAACCACGCAAAUUUCAGGGUAGUUGGAAGUGAAGAUUGUCUAUACCUCAAUGUGUAUACUCCAAAACUACCCCAAGAAGGGCUGAUAUCCGGCGGCCUGAUGAACGUGAUCGUGUACAUCCACGGCGGCGCGUUCCAGUUCGGAGCGGGCAUCGGUUACGGGCCGCACUACCUUUUGGACAGCGAAGAUUUCGUGUACGUGUCGAUCAAUUACCGGCUGGGGCCUUUGGGAUUCGCAAGCACCGGUGACGACGUAUUGCCAGGAAACAACGGCCUCAAGGAUCAGGUGGCGGCCCUCAAGUGGGUCCAGCGCAACAUCGCCGCGUUCGGCGGCAACCCUGGUUCGGUGACUAUCGCCGGAAUGUCGGCAGGAGGGGCUAGUGUCCAUUACCACUCCCUGUCACCCAUGUCAGUGGGUUUAUUUAAUCGAGGAAUUGCUGAAAGUGGAAGUGCUUUUUGUGGCUGGGCUUACACAGAAAACACUAUUCAAAAGACUAAGGAAUUAGCUGAGUCACUGGGAUGUCCUACAUACUACUCGAAGGACACCGUCAAAUGUCUUAGAUCAAGACCAGCAUUAGCCAUUGCAAACUCUUUGAAAAAUUUCUUACCGUGGAAGUACAAUCCUUUUUCACCAUUUGGUCCUACUAUCGAAACAGGCGGAACAGAACGGUUUUUAACGGACUUGCCAGAGAACUUACCGGCUCAAAAUGUCCCACUGUUGUUCAGCUUUACUGAAGACGAUGGCCUCUAUCCAGCAGCUGAAUUUGUAUCACUUGAAGAAACUCUGGUUGACAUGGAAUCCAACUGGAACGAAAUACUACCAUUCAUACUUGACUACAAUUACACAAUUUCAGAUGAAUCAUUGAGACCGGAAAUCGCACAGAAAAUAAAAACAUUUUACUUUGGAAACAACACAGUGUCUGUAAACACUAAAAAUGAAGUCGUCGAAAUGCUUACAGACAGGUUGUUCAAAGAACCGGUAGCUAGAGCAGCCCGGCAUUUGGCUUCAAUAAAUACAUCGCCGGUAUACUUUUAUGAAUUUGGUUAUAGGGGUAAAUACUCCCUUUCAGACAAAUAUUCUAAAAGUGGAUCCUCUCAAGGAAUGGGAGUAUCACACGGUGACGACACAAUGUACGUUAUAAAAACCCAAUAUGGAGAUCCACACGACAACGUCGAAGACUCCAAGUUAAUUCCAGUCAUGGUGAACAUGUGGUCGUCAUUUGCCAAAACAGGAGUUCCGGACGUAGGAAACUCUGUAGUAUGGUCACCAGUGUCAACAAACCCUUCAGAUCCACUAAAAUUGAUUAAGAUCACACAGAAUCAAACAUUCGAACAGCAAGAAUACUCAAAUCCCGGCAACUAUAAUUUCUGGAGCACGUUGCCGCUAACUGAGUUUCCCGCACCAAUUAAUCCGUCAGAAACUAUAAACCACAACGAAUUAUAA